Molecule: messenger RNA, 1128 nt
Organism: Polyodon spathula (Mississippi paddlefish)
Lineage: Eukaryota; Metazoa; Chordata; Actinopteri; Acipenseriformes; Polyodontidae
Product: D(1C) dopamine receptor-like
Exons: 1
Coding region: 16-1128 (370 amino acids)
Biological process (GO): adenylate cyclase-activating adrenergic receptor signaling pathway; vasodilation
Cellular component (GO): plasma membrane
Molecular function (GO): G protein-coupled receptor activity; dopamine neurotransmitter receptor activity
Source: RefSeq, a predicted model, not a curated record
GACCUGUUGGUGGCCAUGCUGGUCAUGCCCUGGAGGGCAGUCACCGAGGUGGCCGGAUUCUGGCCAUUUGGCAGCUUCUGCGACAUCUGGGUGGCAUUUGACAUCAUGUGCUCCACUGCCUCCAUCCUCAACCUGUGCAUUAUCAGCGUGGACCGCUACUGGGCCAUCGCCAGCCCAUUCCGCUAUGAGCGCAAGAUGACCCAGCGAGUGGCUUUCGUCAUGAUCGGGGUGGCCUGGACGUUAUCUGUUCUCAUCUCCUUCAUCCCGGUGCAGCUGAGCUGGCACAAAGCAGACGACAUCCCUCCGGAUCCCGGUUCCACUUUCUCUCCAAACACCACCCAGCCGGAGAACUGCGACUCCAGCCUGAACCGCACGUAUGCCAUCUCCUCGUCCCUCAUCAGCUUCUACAUCCCCGUGGCCAUCAUGAUCGUCACCUACACCCUCAUCUACCGCAUCGCUCAGAGGCAGAUCCGACGCAUCUCCUCGCUGGAGCGGGCGGGAGAGCACGCCCAGAACUGCCAAGGCAGCGACUGCCCCCAUGACGCCAGCCUCAAGAGCUCCUUCAGGAAGGAGACCAAGGUCCUCAAGACUCUCUCCAUCAUCAUGGGCGUCUUUGUCUGCUGUUGGCUGCCCUUCUUCGUCCUCAACUGCAUGGUCCCCUUCUGUGACCCAGCCACCAACGGUCCUGGCCAGCCGCCCUGUGUGAGUGAGACUACCUUCAGCAUCUUCGUGUGGUUCGGCUGGGCCAACUCCACCCUGAACCCCAUCAUCUAUGCCUUCAACGCCGACUUCCGCAGGGCCUUCACCACCAUCCUGGGGUGCAGCCGCCUCUGCUCCAGCAAUGCGGUGGAGACGGUCAACUUCAGCAACGAGCUGGUGUCCUACCACCAAGACACCACCAACCUCCGGGACAUCGUGACCCUCAGCUACCCCCACCUGCUGCCUCACAUAGUCAAGCAGUCCCCCGGGGAGAAGGAGCUCUCCUUCAACAAGGUCUCUCAGAUCUCGCCGGCCUCCACGCGCGGGUACGAGAGCCCCAGCUGUCCCCACACUGUGGUGCACGCUGAGUGCGAGACGGACAUCUCUCUGGACAAGAUUAACCCCUUCACACCCGACGGGCUGGCUUGA